CAUGUCGCCACUUCGCAUGCCGUUCUCGUUGACUCCAGUUGUGUUCGCAGCUGCCGCGUGAGCGUCCCGUGUAAUCAUUGUCGCUGACGUCGUUCUUUCCGCUGUUGUCGGUGCUGUCGGUGCUUGCCGUCGCUGAGUUGACGCGUUGUUGUAUGCUCCAUUUGAUCGGUGAUUAAGAUGCUGCAUCUGCCGCUAAUCGAACGAGCCGAGUGAAUGCCGUGCGUCGAGCCAUCGCCCAAUGUAUUAAGUGCCAUAUGAAUACACACUGAAGUGACGCCUAAAGGGCUGAUAGUUUGACGGGCUGACGGGCUAACGGGCUGACGGGCUUGACGUGUUGACAGGCAACGGGUAACGCCUCAAGUGUCUGUUUGCCAAUUUCCAAUUUUUGCCGCCCAAAGUGAAUUUCAGCAAUAAUAACAACAGCAACAGCAACAACAACAAUGUCGUAAUCACCCUGCCCGUGUGUGUGUGUGAUUAUGCGUAUGUGUGCGUGUGUCGGCGUGUGUAAUCCAAGAAAAUCUGUCACGUGCUUUGGAUAUCCCUGUGUGCUACUCCACACGCAGCGCAUUUAUUGAAUAAAAUAAAAGAUAAAUGCGUCAGCACACAAACAGACAGGCACGAGUCCAAGGGAUACGAAAUUGGCUCCCAAACCUGACAGAUGUUGUUUUCCCAACAAGAAUAACAACUCGGCCGAGCAGCUCAAGUGGAACCCAGCCGAACAUGGCAUUGGGCCAAGGCUUAUUUACAAAGCAGCAAAUGGAGUGUGUAUGAAAAUAGCAGAGACUAGAAUAACAAUAGCAACAGCAACAGCAACAGCAACAGCAAUAGAUCAAAACUGAUAAACUAAAACAAUAAACAAAUAAAUAAUCGUAUGCAAAAAUUAUCAUCAGAGCUCCAUAAAAUUGACCAUAAAAUCAAAGCGACAACGACUGAGCCGUCCCAUAAAAAAGCGUCGAUUCUUCGGCUCCAGUUAGCAAUUUAUAUUGCAUAUAUACAUAUACAUAUAUAUAUAUAUAACUGGAAUAAGUUUUAUUUGGCGAAUUCCGUCAACGUGUGCACAAACCAGGUCCUUGCACAUUGCGUAUACGCCACGUGUUGCCAGCGUCAGCAGAAAAUACAAACCGACAGUCAAAGUGCUAAAUGCGUUUACAUAUCUCUGGCGCGGCAAUUGCCGCCUCCGCCACCAGUGCAGCGAAAUAGAAGUGAAAGUGCGAAGAUUCGCAUUAUUUCUGCGUAGGCGAACAUUAUUCUCUGGCUAGGCGAGGCGAAGGGCGCAGUAUGCUGCGCUUGUGGAAAAAUCGAUCCAAAAUGCGAAUAGACGCCGCUAGCAUGAGCAGCAGCAACACCACCAACACCACUAGUACCACUACCACCACCACCACCACCACCACCAGGACCACUUUCACCAACAGCAGACAGCCACAUCGCACCAAGCAGCUGGCACAGUUACUCAUUGGCAGCAUCCUCUGCAUGACAAUUGCAUCGCAUCCACAAACGAAGGCGGCGGCAACUGCCACGGCCGCAGUCACAGCUGGCUUCGAGGAGCGAGUGGUGGAGGCAUCCUCGUCAGCGGCUCUGGCCCUACCGGCGGCUCAAGUGUCAUCCCUGCUGCCCGAGGUGGGCGCCUUGUCGGCCACUGGGGUCCUGGUGGAGCCCUAUCUGGACGGCUUUGCCACAUCGAAUGUGACCACGCAGAUCGGCACACACGCCUAUUUGCCCUGUCGGGUUAAGCAGCUUGGCAACAAAUCCGUUUCCUGGAUUCGUCUACGUGAUGGGCACAUUCUCACAGUCGACAGAGCCGUGUUCAUUGCGGAUCAGCGCUUUCUCGCCCUCAAGCAGCCGGAUAAAUACUGGACGCUGCAAAUCAAAUAUGUGCAGGCGCGGGAUGCGGGCACCUACGAGUGCCAGGUCUCGACCGAGCCGAAAGUGAGCGCGCGCGUGCAGCUGCAAGUUGUUGUUCCUCGAACCGAAAUACUCGGCGAACCGGAUCGCUAUGUCAAAGCUGGCAGCAAUGUCGUCCUGCGCUGCAUUGUGCGCGGCGCCUUGGAGCCGCCGACGUUCAUCAUGUGGUACCACGGCACCGAGCAGCUGGCCGCCGAUUCACGACGCCAUCGCACGCAAUUGGACCCGAAUCUGCCAGAGGCCAGCGGCGAAGGGCAGAGCACGAUCGGCUCAUUAAUCAUCGAGUCGGCCAAGAAGCGGGACACUGGCAAUUACACUUGUAGCCCGUCAAACAGUCCCAGUGCGACGGUCACACUCAACAUAAUAAAUGGAGAAUCUUCGGCUUCGGCUGUGACGUCAUCGGCCCCCAUCACACGUGCAUACACACUGUGCAUUCUCGCUUUGCUGCUGAGCGUUUUCCUGAUCGGCGUGGGACAACCGACAUGACGAGUCCAGGGCGGAGGCGAAAGGCAGCUGAAUUAAAACAAAAGACAGAACUACGUGGAAAAACUCAUAGAAGCAAAGAAAAAGAAAAACGCAGCCAACAAACCAAAUUAUAGAAAAGCUAAAUCGAACAAAAAAUAUGCAGGAAAUAUUAAAAACGAAAAAAAACAAAUCGAGUGCAUAUUGUAAUUGUAGUUGAUUUUAUCUGCUAAUUUAUCUGUAAGAAAGAAAAUAAUCAUAAAAACAAGUCGAAAAACUUCUGAGAGGCAGCAAUGGUAAGAGAAUGCAACUAAAUUGUAAGUACUACGAGCUCUAAGCAACUAGUCCUAAACUCUAACCUAAGCAGGCGAACGUAUGCACACGCGCAUUUACGUAAAUAUAUAUAAAUACAUAAUAUAUAUGUAUAUGUAUAUCAUAUUUAUGUACAUGUAUAUGUAUAUCUGUUUACAUUUAUGCACUGGCAUUUGGUUGUUGUGUAUUUGUGUGUGCGUGUGUGUGCAUAAAUGUAUAAACGUAAAUAUUUAUGCAACAUCAAGUGAAAUUGCAAGGAUAUUCUUAUCAGCCAAAGCAUUGCUAUUCAGACAAACGGAAGGACAGCGAGCGAGUCCAGGCUCCAAUCGAAUAAAAAAUAAUUUUUGAUAUUUUCCAAUAAAGCGCAUGCAGUUGGGCAACUCGAAUGCAUUUUCAUUGCAAAGUAUUUACGAGUGCAGUCAAAGAGAAAGACACAGACAGAGAGAGAGAGAGAGAGAGAGAGAGAGAGAGAGAGAGAGAGAGAGCGAGAGAGCGAUGCAGAGUGACAGUGAGAGAGUCAAGCAUGCUGCAUUAUUCAAAGGCUAUCAUGUGUCCUUUACCUUGUUUGUCUUUCGUUCAGCUCAGCUCUGUGCAUUGCAUUUGAAACAUUUCUCAAUAGCCGAAGCACUUGGCUGCCCCACAGUUCAUUUAUUCUCAAGCACAAAUCAAUUUUAUUAAAAAUGAAACGAUGAGAGCAAUGCAACUAAGCUGCCAAUUCGAUUGAAAGCUGUUAACAAUAAUUUCAAAUUUCCCGUAGAAUAAAUGCAUUCGAAAUGCUUGGGCAGGAACACAGAAAACUAUGCAAAAUGUUAUUUCAUAUGCCAUGUAAUAUUCAAUACUUUUUUUUUUUACAUACAUAGCUCAAACUUAAUUUGCGUUAUGUUUGUUAAGUCACAAAUACAUUUGAACAGCCAUAUUUUGCCAGCUCUUAUCUCGACAUAAAACAUGUGCGAAACACACAGAAAUUUACAUAAAAUAAUGGAAAAAAUUAUAGCAACAAAAUAUAUAUAUAUACAAAUAUAUAUAUUGAUUGAGAGACUCACAUCAAUUUGUAUGUUAGCAUUAAGAUAAGUGUAUAUACAAAAAAUGAAAACAACUCUAUGCUGGUAUGUGUAUAGCAAGCAUGUAAAUUAAUUGAUUAUAAUGGAAUAAAAAAUAUUACAAAUUCUAUAUAUAUAUAUAUAUAUAGAUAUAUUGUAUGUGUAGCACACAAGAGUUAAGCGCGGAGUAUUCGAAAUACUUAUAAAUUGCAUUUAAAAUGUUAUGAAACAACAGCCAGAAAAUCUCGUAAAAUUUAUAGAGAGUGCAGAGUUCAUUGUGUAUGAAGCAGCAGGCGAAUUGCAUCGAUUUCGAUUUAUUUACGUCCUUUUAUAAUUGUGCAAAAGAGAAAUAAAACAAAAAAAUAAAAAACGUAACACAAUAUUUAUGUAUAUGCACGGACCGUACAAUAACAACACAGAUCCAUAAAAAUUCCCAAUUUAAUAUGAAUGCAAGGAAAUGUGUCUUUUAUUUGGAUUUUACACGCAGCAAUUGCGAGUGCGAAAAAGAAAGCCAACAAGUUAAUGCGCGGAAAAAUCAAUUAAACGCUUAAUUGCAAUUAGCCGCUGCACACGAACUUAAAGUCCAAAUAAUCGAGUAUACAUUCAUUAUAUGCAAUACAAAUAAACACACACAUACACACACAUACACUUAUUUAAACAAUGCGCAUCGCCUGGCAAUUGUCAUCACGGGGCGUAUGAGUAACCAGCCUGUCGCUCAUUAAUAAAAUCCAACCACAAGCAGCUGCAACUAAAUGAGGCAACAACACUGUGGUAAACAGCCCGUGGGGCCACGCAACUCUCCCAGUCUCCCACCUUCUCAUCCUCAGUUACAUUCAUCGAAUCGUAAUUUUUGUUGCUGCUCGCCUUUCAUACUUCACACUCUUUUCAAGGCCUCUGCAAAUAAACACGUAACAGAUGUUUGCGGUCUCUGCGGUCAGCCGUCUUUGAGAUGCAGGAAAGUCUUCACCUUUCACGCCUCGAUUUUAAUUCCUUUUAAUUGAACUCCCCUCUCAACUUAAAUAGCAAACUAUUUAAUCCAACACCCACUUCAAUGUUGAGCCAUGCAUUUUAGACCGUAAGUCAAAUCGAUGGUAUAGCGAAUAUAUAUAUAUAUAAAUAUAUAUAUAAUUAACUAUAAAACGAAAUCAAAAUACAUUUCUAAGUCCUUAAGUGUUUUUCAUAAAAUUAAUUAAAAUGUGACCCGAGGCCAGCUUAGUCACAUCUACUUAAUUAAACUAAUUAACUUAAUAAUCGUCUGACGCCCUAAUCGAAGCAAGUGCAAUGCAAAAACAAAAAAUAAUUAUAAAAAAAUAAAUAAAAUCAAUACGAAAAAAACUGCAUUAGCAAAAACGUUAAAUCUACUUAACUGUAAAUAUAACAUAUAUAUAUAUGCCAUUAGAGCGCGAAUGCAUAAUACGAAACGAUAAAUUUUAACAAAUUUAAAAUAAUACAUAUACACUAUACAUAUACAUAUACAGUUAUGUGCGAACAUAUAGCGAAAUUACCGUUAAGUACCAACUAAUUGCAGCAACAAAAGAAAAACAACGUACUUAUAUAUGUAAACGAAAAUAAACUAUGUGAAAACUCUCAACUGAGAAAAUUUAUUGCAUUGAAUAAAUAAUAAUCUGAAUAAUUAACUAACAAA
Messenger RNA from Drosophila mojavensis, 5361 nucleotides. RefSeq names its product hemicentin-2 (gene dpr11). NCBI's taxonomy places the organism in Eukaryota, Metazoa, Arthropoda, Insecta, Diptera, Drosophilidae. The record is from RefSeq and is a predicted model, not a curated record. Gene Ontology annotation, cellular component: neuron projection membrane. Gene Ontology annotation, biological process: synapse organization. The transcript has 9 exons. The coding region runs from base 1279 to 2388 and encodes 369 amino acids.